This is a messenger RNA of Procambarus clarkii (red swamp crayfish), 825 nucleotides long. Lineage: Eukaryota; Metazoa; Arthropoda; Malacostraca; Decapoda; Cambaridae. The record is from RefSeq and is a predicted model, not a curated record.
AUGGUCGCGUUCUCUGGAGAAUACUAUGGUUUCUUCGGCUCUUCAGACCCCAACCCGUCCUACAAAUUUUUGCAACUCCAGCUGGCUGUUAGACUACCACUGGACCAGCUGGCAGUUGGGUCAGCACUACGCCUGGACCCAACCAACACUGGACCAUCUGGCUAUGGUGCCAGCACUGGACCAUCUGGCUAUGGUGCCAGCACUGGACCAUCUGGCUAUGGUGCCAGCACUGGACCAUCUGGCUAUGGUGCCAGCACUGGACCAUCUGGCUAUGGUGCCAGCACUGGACCAACUGGCUAUGGAGUCAGCACUGGACCAUCUGGCUAUGGAGUCAGCACUGGACCAUCUGGCUAUGGUGCCAGCACUGGGCCAUCUGGCUAUGGUGCCAGCACUAGACCAUCUGGCUAUGGUGCCAGCACUGGGCCAUCUGGCUAUGGUGCCAGCACUAGACCAUCUGGCUAUGGUGCCAGCACUGGGCCAUCUGGCUAUGGUGCCAGCACUGGGCCAUCUGGCUAUGGUGCCAGCACUAGACCAUCUGGCUAUGGUGCCAGCACUGGGCCAUCUGGCUAUGGUGCCAGCACUAGACCAUCUGGCUAUGGUGCCAGCACUGGGCCAUCUGGCUAUGGGACGACGCCUGUAUGGGACCAGCACCAGCAGCGACUAACAAGAUCUACAUCACAUUGCAACAUUAAUCUGCAAUGGCAACCACUCCAGCGGCAUUACCUGAAUUUACCUGAGAGUCAACCUGUUGGCUCUGUUGUCAACAUUGACAACAAUACCAGCAGCAACAGAAACCGAUUGGUACAGGUUUUGCAAGAGGUGUAA